AUGGAAGCAGUUGGCAAGUUUGACUUCACCGCCACAGCCGAGGAUGAGCUAAGCUUCAAGAAAGGUGAACAAAUUAAGAUUUUGGGGACUAAGGAUAACUGGUACAGAGCUGAAAAAUGCGGCAUAGAGGGCUUCGUUCCGAAGAAUUACAUUUCCAUCAACAUCCCCAGCUGGUAUCAGGAGGACAUGAGUCGUCAAGCAGCCACGGAUGCACUCAAGACCCAACCUAUAGGCGCGUUUAUCAUACGUGGAAGCCAGAGCUCUCCAGGAAACUUCUCCAUUUCUGUCAGGCAUGAGCUGGACGUUCAGCACUUUAAGGUUAUGCAGGACUGCAGGGGACAGUACUUUUUGUGGUCAGAGAAAUUUAGCUCUCUAAAUGAACUUGUAAAUUACUACACACUCAACUCCAUCUCCAAGCACAGCUGUGUCCGCCUUUUCACUGACCAGAGGGUGAGCCAGCCAGGAGUCAUACCCAUGGAUACAUACAGGAGUCCUUUAAAUGCUGCUCCUGCUGCCAGUUCACACCCUCAGGAAAGAGACCGGUUGACGAGAGAUAAAGAGGUUAGAUCAGCACGACCCCAGGCCCCUCCUAGACCUGCGGAGACUCUCCAAACUCCACAGAUUCAGGUUAAGGCUCUGUAUGACUUCAUAGCAGAGGAGAAGGAUGAGCUGUCAUUCAGUGCUGGGGACAUUAUUGAGGUUCUAGAACAAUCUGAAUCAUUCUGGUGGAAGGGCCGGCUUCGAGGCAGAACCGGAUUCUUCCCCUGCAACUACAUUAUGCGCUUAUAAAACAAACAAAAGCCAAACAAAUCAGAUCUUUUUGGUUAACAUUGUUAAUUUUUGUCAAUAAUAUAUCAAGU
This is a messenger RNA of Trichomycterus rosablanca, 860 nucleotides long. RefSeq names its product GRB2 related adaptor protein 2b (gene grap2b). Gene Ontology annotation, molecular function: epidermal growth factor receptor binding; phosphotyrosine residue binding. Gene Ontology annotation, cellular component: plasma membrane; COP9 signalosome; cytoplasm. The coding region runs from base 1 to 789 and encodes 262 amino acids. Gene Ontology annotation, biological process: signal transduction; regulation of MAPK cascade. The record is from RefSeq and is a predicted model, not a curated record. Lineage: Eukaryota; Metazoa; Chordata; Actinopteri; Siluriformes; Trichomycteridae. The transcript is spliced from 7 exons.